Molecule: messenger RNA, 1260 nt
Organism: Salvelinus sp. IW2-2015
Lineage: Eukaryota; Metazoa; Chordata; Actinopteri; Salmoniformes; Salmonidae
Product: GTPase IMAP family member 6-like
Molecular function (GO): GTP binding
Source: RefSeq, a predicted model, not a curated record
ACACUGGAGACUGAAAGUGAAACUGUUGAAGCUGAACAAUUUCAACUCCAUAGCAUUUAAGAACGUUCAAGAUAUCUAAUACGAAUGUAGAUUCCUGCCUCACACGUCACACUGCUCGGCUAUAACAAGAUAAUUCCUUGAAGAUGGCGCACCGAUCCAAACCUGUGCAACAGACAUCCAGACCAUUGCAGGUGGUGUUACUUGGUAAAACAGGAGCAGGGAUAAGUGCUACAGGAAACACCAUCCUGGGGCGCAAAGAUUUUCUCUCAAAGAAAAGAUUAAAAUCAGUGACUGCUAAUAUUGAGAAACAAAAUGUCACCAUUGAAGGAAGAGAUCUUGUCGUGUAUGACACUCCAGGAUUCUGUAACCGCGAUCAAUCCGAAGAGCAAAUUCAGGAGAAAUUCCAGGAUGUCCUCAAGUUAACCUCAUCUGGUCCCUGUGUGUUUCUCCUGGUGGUGAAGGCAGACAGAUUAACAGAAGAAGAGAAGAGGGUCAUUAGUAAAGUAGAAGGUCUUCUAGGAGAGAGUCUUUUGAAGCAAACCUGGAUCCUGUUCACCAGAGGAGAUGAGUUAGAAGACCAGACUAUAGAAGAAUUCAUUGAGGAGUCAGAUGACCUCACAGAAGUGAUGAGAAAAUACGGUGGACGAUACCAUGUGUUCAACAACAAGAGGGGUGAUCCUGAGCAUGUCAAAUCACUGCUGGAAAAGACAUAUCCAUGUCUCAAGUCAACUGUUUCAAGGAGCUUCUCCAUCAGGAAUCUCCCAAAGAGAAGGAUUGUUCUGCCUGGAAAAAGCGGUGUUGGGAAGAGUGCAACAGGAAACACCAUCCUUGGUGGGAGAAGUUUCCAUUCUGAACAGAACUGGUCCUCAGUAACACGUAAAACAGAAAUAAAACAGGCAGCAGUAGAUGGGAGGGAUGUCAGUGGGAACAGAGACCUCAGUAGAGUGGUAGAGCAGUGUGGGGGGAGGUACCAUGUCCUCAACAAUAAAGCUAGAGGAAGCAGAGAUCAGGUCACAGAGGUGAUGGAGAAGAUAGACAGAAUGGUGGAGGAGAAUGGAGGAACCUGCUACACCAAUGAGAUGUUUGAGGAUGCAGCCAGGGCUAAGAAAGAGGAGGUGGAGAGGAUCCAGAGGGAAGAGGAGGAGAGGAUGAUGAGGAAGAUAAUGGAGAUAGAGAACAUGAUGGGGGAGAACAUGAUGGGGGAGAGCAUGGAGAGGAUGAUGAUGAGGGAGAGCAUGGAGAGGAUGGAGAUGAGGGAGA